Molecule: messenger RNA, 2426 nt
Organism: Bombus huntii
Lineage: Eukaryota; Metazoa; Arthropoda; Insecta; Hymenoptera; Apidae
Gene: Rtf1
Product: RNA polymerase-associated protein Rtf1-like
Exons: 7
Coding region: 144-2231 (695 amino acids)
Cellular component (GO): Cdc73/Paf1 complex
Molecular function (GO): RNA polymerase II C-terminal domain phosphoserine binding; DNA binding
Source: RefSeq, a predicted model, not a curated record
UACGCUACUAUAUCAGUGUUAAUGUAUAACGACUUUGGUUCUACGCGGUCUUCCUAGUUUAUUGUAUCUUGCAUGACGUUAGAUUUAUCCUUGUUAGGAGGGCGUGCAAUUUUCACGAUCUCCAUUUGCAUAUUUUCGUGAUAAUGCCAAAAAGGAAGAAUCAGGCUCUUAUAGAUUCUGAUAGUAGUGGCAGUGCAUCAGAAAGUGGCUCGGACUUGGAUAAUGACUUAUUAUCUCUCGCCAAAAAAAAGAAAGGCAAAGCCCAAGAUGAUUCUCAGUCUAAUGAAGAAACUAGCACUACUAGAAAAGAUAAUAAACAUGAUUCAGACACAUCAGAUUCAGAUGAUGAUUGGGGUGCAAAAACUGGUAAAAAUAAAAAGAAGAAAGUGCCAACUAAAAGAAGUAAACGUAAAAUGACAAAGUCUAGUAGUGAAGAAAGUGCCAGUGAAAUAGAGCCCGAAAAGAUCUCUGAACCAGAAGAAGGUGAGGUUUCAGAUUCGGAUGCCAGUGUUUCUGACUCUAGCCAAGAAGAAUUUAACGAUGGUUAUGAUGAUAAAUUAAUGGGAGAUGCUGAGGAUCAAGCAAGACUUGCCCAAAUGACAGAAAAAGAACGUGAACAAGAAAUUUUUAAACGUAUUGAACAACGUGAAAUUAUGAAAACAAGAUUUGAGAUUGAAAAAAAAUUGAGAAUGGCUAAAAAACAAGAAUUAAAAAAACAAAAGGAAUCAAGGAAGAAAGAAAAGAGUGCAGAGGAAAAGAAAGUUGACAGAGCCCCAGAUCCUAAAGAACGAAGCAAAGAUCGUAAAAAGACAAUAGAAGAAAAACAAGAUAAAAAGUUCCAUGCAAUGUCUCUUCUAAAAGCAAGACGAGAAGAGAAAAAAGAAAGAGAGGAGAAAGAAAAACAAAGGAUAGAACAGCAGCAACAGCAAUCAAAGGAUAUUGAAGAAGAAGAAUUAGAAGACGACCAUAAAGGAGGAGCAAACAAAACAAAACUUAAAGCAUCUGAUAUUUAUUCUGAUGAUAGUGGUUCAUCAGAUAGUGGUGAAGAAGAAGAAACUACUAAACCAUCGUCUCAUCGCAGAUCAUCUUCAAGUGAUAGUAGGGAUACUGAUUCUGAUACUGAUAAAAAAUCUAUUACCAGUAAUAAAGCCAAACCGAAGAAACCAAUAUAUGUCAGUACCAAGGAAGAUCUCAACAAAAUUAGAUUGUCUCGUCAUAAAAUGGAAAGAUUUGUACAUCUACCUUUCUUUGAUAGAGUGGUACAAGGUUGUUUUGUUAGAAUUGGCAUUGGAAACAAUAAUGGAAAACCAGUAUAUAGGGUAGCUGAAAUUAGUGGUGUAUGUGAAACAGGAAAAAUCUAUCAACUUGGUGGAACUAGAACAAAUAAAGGAUUGAAACUAAGACAUGGAGCUCAAGAACGGGUAUUUAGAUUAGAGUUUGUGUCAAACCAAGAGUUUACUGAAUCUGAAUUUUUCAAAUGGAAAGAAACUUGUGCUUUGCAAGGAAUAUCAAUGCCAACUUUUGAAGAAGUUGAACAAAAAUUAAAAGACAUUAAAGAAGCUUUAGUAUACGAAUUCAAAGAAGAAGAUAUAGAAAAAAUAGUCCGGGAAAAGGAAAGAUUUAAACAAACUCCAUAUAACUAUGCAAUGAAGAAAGCGCAACUUAUGCGUGAAAGAGAUGCAGCUAAUUGUAGAGGGGAUGACGAAACUGCCAGUCGGCUUAACCAAGAAUUGAGUGAACUUGAAGAACGUGCUUCCGAACUUGAUAAAAUGCGCACUGCAACAAUAUCUAGCAUAUCUUACAUUAAUGAUCGUAAUCGAAAAAAGAAUGUUGAAGAAGCUGAAAAAGCAAUCAUGGAAGAAAUUAAAGCCAAUAAAGGUAAAAAAGUUGAUGAUCCAUUCACUAGGAGAAGUACUAAACCAAGAAUGGUUUUUAAACCAGAAGAUGAAGAAAUAUCGUCUACCGCUCUAGUAAAUGAUAAAGCAAGUCCUCAACAAACUGAAGUAGUAGCAGUAUCUAACGAAAAAGAAAAUAGUCAAGAAACAAAGAAGAAACAAAGUACUGAAGAUUUAUUUAAUGCUCACGACUUUGAUAUCACAAUAGAUUUAGAGGUACCAAUUCCAAAUAAUCCCGUUAGUGUAUUGCCGAAACCUAUUAGUAAUAUCAAAGAUACUGGACCUCGACGAUCUUUAAAUUUGGAAGAUUAUAAGAAAAAACGAGGACUAAUCUAACGUUUUAUUAGCUUUAGAAGUAAAAAAAAUGAGUCCUUGAUGAUCUGAUUAAUUCUGAAAACAAGGAUGAAGUUUUGUAACAGUUGACUGAGAAACUAGCUUAUGUAUAGUUCUCGUAUAACAUUAUUUUUUUGUUAUAAAUAAUGAUUCCUCUUUUAUAGAAAGAAUAUAGAUGGUUUGUACCAUAUUAUUCUA